GUAGUGGUGACGUGUCUCUAAAGUUUCUCCUCCUCCCUGUGGCUCAGACAGUCAGUCAGUAGUGAGAUUUCUGGUCAGAUUUACGCAGUAAAGGAGCACGUCGGAGCACCGUCGGGUCAUCAUGGGCAUCAAAUUCUUGGAGGUGAUAAAGCCAUUCUGUGCAGUGCUGCCAGAGAUCCAGAAACCUGAACGAAAGAUCCAGUUCAGAGAGAAGGUACUAUGGACUGCCAUCACUCUCUUCAUCUUCCUGGUGUGUUGCCAGAUCCCCCUCUUUGGCAUCAUGUCUUCAGACUCUGCAGAUCCAUUCUACUGGAUGAGAGUGAUUCUAGCCUCAAACAGAGGUACCCUGAUGGAGCUGGGUAUCUCACCUAUUGUCACCUCAGGCCUGAUCAUGCAGCUGCUUGCAGGAGCUAAGAUCAUUGAGGUUGGAGACACACCAAAGGACAGAGCCCUCUUCAAUGGAGCUCAGAAAUUAUUUGGAAUGAUCAUCACCAUCGGCCAGGCCAUUGUCUAUGUGAUGACCGGCAUGUAUGGAGAUCCCUCUGAGAUGGGUGCAGGAAUCUGUCUGCUCAUCAUCAUUCAGCUGUUUGUGGCCGGUCUGAUCGUGCUGCUGCUGGAUGAGUUGCUCCAAAAGGGAUACGGUCUCGGUUCAGGAAUCUCGCUGUUCAUUGCUACCAAUAUCUGUGAGACGAUCGUCUGGAAGGCCUUCAGCCCCACGACUGUGAACACUGGAAGAGGUACAGAGUUUGAGGGAGCAAUCAUUGCGCUUUUCCAUCUGCUGGCCACUCGUACGGACAAAGUGCGAGCUUUGAGAGAGGGCUUCUACAGGCAGAACCUGCCCAACCUCAUGAACCUCAUCGCCACAGUAUUUGUCUUUGCUGUAGUGAUUUACUUUCAGGGAUUCAGGGUGGAUCUGCCCAUCAAGUCCGCUCGCUACCGUGGCCAGUACAACACCUACCCCAUCAAGCUGUUCUACACCUCCAACAUCCCCAUCAUCCUGCAGUCUGCCUUGGUCUCCAACUUGUAUGUUAUCUCCCAGAUGCUUUCCACACGCUUCAGUGGCAACUUCCUGGUUAAUCUGCUCGGCACUUGGUCUGACGCUACGUCAGGGGGUCCAGCCCGUGCCUACCCUGUAGGCGGACUCUGUUACUUCCUCUCUCCGCCGGAGUCAUUUGGUUCUGUUCUUGAUGACCCGGUCCAUGCCGUCAUCUACAUCGUCUUCAUGCUCGGAUCAUGUGCCUUUUUCUCCAAGACCUGGAUUGAAGUCUCAGGCUCCUCCGCUAAAGAUGUGGCAAAACAGCUUAAGGAGCAGCAGAUGGUGAUGAGGGGACACAGAGAAACCUCAAUGGUCCAUGAACUAAACAGGUACAUUCCUACUGCUGCUGCCUUUGGUGGACUGUGUAUCGGCGGUCUUUCAGUAAUGGCCGACUUUCUCGGCGCCAUUGGUUCUGGCACCGGUAUCCUGCUCGCCGUCACCAUCAUCUAUCAGUACUUUGAGAUCUUUGUGAAAGAACAGAGCGAAGUAGGCAGCAUGGGGGCUCUGCUCUUCUAGAAAAGCCAAUAUCAUCCCACCUUCUACCAACAUUUUUUAGGAUCACCAACUUUGCAUUUAUUUUACAUCUAUGUGAAGCUCCUACAUCGUCAGCUCUCCACUUUCAGGAUUUUCGAGGAAUCUUCAGGAAUCUCAGCUGAAAUGGGACCGUGGGAGGUGGUGGGGUUACACAGCUUGUUGCUCCCACCUCGUAUCUUCCAAAGUAACACAAAGACCGACAUUUCAGUUGUACUUCAUCAGAUUUUCUAACUGACUCUAGAUUAUAACUCCCCAAGAUUCAUUUAAAGGCUUCCUUUGUGUAUGACAUGAAGUCCUGCGGGAGUUCGGUCCUUUCUUUCAGACUGACAAUAGAGCGCUUCAGUAUGCAGGCAUACUCAACACGGAUGAUGGAGGUCAACUGCCUGCUGUGCCGAAAUGCACUCGAUGUUCUGCUUGGUGUCAUCUUAGUUAAUACUUUUACUUUCAGCUUUAUUUUAUUUUCCCGUCAACCUGCCAAUUAUGUGAAGGUGUGGAACAGAAGCUGAACUGUCAAACGCUGAGUCAAGUACUGUCAUUUUCCUGAUUAGUGACCCUGUGUUAUAGCUGUUAUUUGAACAGGGUCUUGUAAGAAGAGGAUGUGGAGCUCACAUUGGGGUCCACCUGUCGCUGUUUUAAUGUAUGGCAUUCCCAGGGAGCUGCAGUAUUAACUCACAUGUCGCAUUCAUUUUCGUCUCUCACUUUCUGCAACUUUUUUUUUUUUUUUUUUUUUUUUUUUUUAUUGUCUGCUCUAAGCAUACUUUCAUUAAUCGCUUUUCCACACCUGAAAAAAAUUGACUUUCUGUACAUAGGCCACGCAUUGAAUCAUUUUGAAUUUGUCUUAAGUGUAAGAUAAAGUCUUUUGAAUAUGUAAAAAAUUAAUGCAUUUCAGAACAAACUUAUAGAAAAACAUUCUCAAUAAAACCUUUUUGUGGAAAAAGGUCUUUUGUGUCUUCUACUUGUCUGAAGUGUCCCAGGUGAAUUGUCAAAAGCACAUGAGUUGCUUCUGAGGAAAAGAGGGUCGUGUCUCCUUUUUAUACAAUGAUGUUUUAUGGUGUUAAUAUAAUGCAGUCUAAAACGAGUAAAUCCCCAAAUAGUCAUGUGAGUGAACAAGAUGAAUGAAUUCAUGAUUUUAUGAUCGUUAGUAAAUAUAGUUUACAAAAUGUAAAUGUAUUUUAUAAUUAUAUAUUAAGAUUUGAAGAGUGUUUGUUGCAGGGUCAUUGUUAGUAAGUACAUUUAUUUAUAGUGUAAAAUCACAAGUCUGUUAAAUUGGAAGAUUUGUUAGCCCAAAAUGUUUAUUAAUGUAAACAAAGGUUACUUGAACUUUUAUAUUAUUGAUAUGGAAGCAAUAGCUGAUAAGAUCAGCGAUACUAAAUACAAUUCUGCAAUAAAUGGUAAUCCAUUUCACCACUGCAUACCUGCAGUUAAUACAGUCUAUUACUGAGCAGCCCUAUGUAUAUGUUUAAACCUUGGUCCACUCUAUACAGAUCCAGCACACACUAAUAACAAAAUGAAUGAGUAAUUGUGAGGCACUACUGUACAUCCCACUCCUGUCAUGUGUUGUAUAACGUCAUUCUGUACUUUUUGUUGUGGUUGUUUGCUUCAUUGUUUAUUUACUUAUUUGUAUGUAAAUCUUGUACAAACGUUAAAGUGCAAAUAAAAAAACUGAACAUUUUC
This is a messenger RNA of Cottoperca gobio, 3244 nucleotides long. It is a transcript of the gene sec61a1a, whose product is annotated as SEC61 translocon subunit alpha 1a. The coding region runs from base 122 to 1552 and encodes 476 amino acids. NCBI's taxonomy places the organism in Eukaryota, Metazoa, Chordata, Actinopteri, Perciformes, Bovichtidae. Gene Ontology annotation, biological process: protein transport. The record is from RefSeq and is a predicted model, not a curated record. The transcript has 12 exons. Gene Ontology annotation, cellular component: membrane.